Molecule: messenger RNA, 13514 nt
Organism: Pseudopipra pipra
Lineage: Eukaryota; Metazoa; Chordata; Aves; Passeriformes; Pipridae
Product: 3'-5' RNA helicase YTHDC2
Exons: 30
Coding region: 52-4344 (1430 amino acids)
Cellular component (GO): intracellular anatomical structure
Molecular function (GO): RNA binding; helicase activity; protein binding
Source: RefSeq, a predicted model, not a curated record
CCGCCGCGGAGCCCCCUGCCCGCCGCGGAGCCCCCUGCCCGCCGCGGAGCCAUGUCGCGGCCCAGGCACGUCCCGCCCAGGCAGCCCGGCAGGGGCGCGGGGAGCGCGGGGGGCUCGGGCACCGCCGCGGCGGCGGCCCGCGUCCGAGGCGGCAAAGGUCUGAGGGAUGUCCGCGUGGACGAGGAGGUGGAGAUCGCGGUGAACCUCGCUCUGGAGCGGUUCCGCUACGGAGAGGACACAGAAAUGGAAUUUCCCUCUUCUUUCACUAGUACUGAAAGAGCGUUUGUUCACCGGCUCUGUCAGUCUCUUGGACUGAUAUCUAAAAGUAAAGGAAAAGGGGCAAAUCGAUACCUAACUGUAAGGAAGAAGGAUGGAUCAGAACUAAAACGUGCAGUAAUGACUUGUGCCUUGACUCCUGUUACAAAACAUGCUGUUUGUACUUUAAUUCGGAAUUUCCCUGUCACAAAUAAAGAACGAACAGAACUUCUGCCGAAGACAGAGCGAGGGAAUGCAUGUGCUGUUGAAUCUGAAAGCAGAGAAGUGAUUAAGACAAGUGGACGACUCAAUGAUGGUAUACCCCAGGUUCCAGUGAAAAGAGGAGAAUCUGACUUUGAUUCCUUCAGGCAAUCACUACCAGUUUUUGAAAAACAGGAAGAAAUUGUCAAAAUAAUAAAGGACAAUAAAGUUGUUUUGAUUGUAGGAGAAACAGGAUCAGGAAAAACUACUCAAAUCCCUCAGUUUAUUCUUGACGACUGUUACAAAACUGGAACUCCCUGUCGUAUAUUUUGCACUCAGCCAAGACGUUUGGCUGCACUUGCUGUGGCUGAAAGAGUGGCAGCAGAAAGAAGAGAAAAGAUUGGCCAGACCAUUGGUUAUCAGAUCCGAUUAGAAAGCAGGGUUUCUCCAAAGACAUUGGUAACAUUUUGCACUAAUGGCAUCCUGCUUCGCACGCUCAUGGCAGGAGACAGCACCCUAUCUAAUGUGACACAUGUUAUUGUGGAUGAAGUACAUGAGAGGGAUAGGUUCAGUGACUUCUUGUUAAUAAAACUGAGAGAUGUGUUGCAAACCCAGACUAAUUUAAAACUCAUUAUUUCUAGUGCAGCUCUAGAUGCAAAUCUCUUUAUUAGGUAUUUUGGAUGUUGUCCAGUAAUACACAUCCAAGGAAGACCUUUUGAAGUUAAAGAAAUGUUUUUGGAGGACAUUUUACGAAGUACUGGGUAUACAAACAAAGACAUGAUAAAGUACAAAAAAGAGAAGCAGCAAGAAGAGAAGCAGCAAAGCUCUCUUACUGAAUGGUGUUCUGCUCAAGAAAAUAAUAGCACACUAGAACCUCAGAGACAAAAAUCUGUCCCAAGGGCAACGGAAGAGUAUAAUCUGUUGGGUGAUGGCGGUGACACAGUAUUUAAUCAACUGACUGAAAAAGAUGUGAAUUGCCUUGAACCAUGGCUAAUAAAAGAAAUGGAUUCUUGUCUUUCUGACAUCUGGUUGCAUAAAGAUGUUGAUUCCUUUGCUCAAGUGUUCCACCUCAUUUUAACUGAAAAUCUCAGUGUUGAUUAUAGACACAGUGAAACCAGUGCGACUGCACUAAUGAUUGCUGCAGGGAGAGGCUUUUUGAAUCAAGUAGAACAGCUGAUCAGUAUGGGAGCAAGUAUCCACUGCAGAUCAUCUAAUGGCUGGAUGGCUGUGGACUGGGCUAAGCGCUUUGGACAGACAGAGGUUGUUGACCUGUUGGAAUCCUACAGUGCUUCAGCAGGAUUUGGAAAUUUGGAUGAAAGUUCCCUGGUCCAAACAAGUGGUAGUGACCUUAGUGCAGAGGACAGAGAGCUAUUGACAGCUUAUCAUCACAGUUCUGAUGAUGAAAAAGUGGAUCUGGACCUGAUUAUGCACUUACUUUAUAACAUCUGUCAUAGUUGUGAGGCUGGAGCAAUUUUAAUAUUUCUUCCUGGAUACGAUGAGAUAGUGAGCCUGAGGGACCGUAUUCUUUAUGAUGACAGGAGAUUUGCUGAUAACGCUCACAGGUACCAGGUUUUCAUGCUUCAUUCAAAUAUGCAGACUUUGGAUCAGAAGAAAGUGCUUAAAAGUCCACCUUCUGGUGUCCGCAAAAUAAUUCUUUCUACAAACAUUGCAGAAACCAGCAUAACAGUCAAUGAUGUUGUAUUUGUUAUUGACUCAGGCAAGGUGAAAGAGAAGUCUUUUGAUGCACUAAGUUGUGUUACAAUGCUGAAGAUGGUGUGGAUUUCAAAAGCCAGUGCUAUCCAGAGAAAAGGCAGGGCUGGUCGCUGUCAGCCUGGAGUCUGUUUUCGUCUCUUCAGCAGGCUCAGAUUUCAGAAUAUGUUGGAAUUUCAGACUCCAGAACUUCUAAGAAUGCCACUUCAGGAGCUUUGUUUGCACACAAAACUUCUGGCUCCAAUUAAUUGUUCAAUUGUUGACUUUCUUAUGAAAGCUCCUGAUCCUCCACCAGCUUUAAUUGUGAGAAAUGCUCUGCAAAUGCUCAAGACAAUAGAUGCCAUGGACCCUUGGGAAGAUCUCACUGAACUUGGUUAUCAUCUCACUGAACUGCCGGUAGAGCCACAUCUUGGUAAAAUGGUGCUGUGUGCCGUAGCUUUGAAGUGCCUGGAUCCUGUUCUUACCAUUGCCUGUGCUCUUGCCUACCGAGACCCCUUUGUCCUUCCUGCGCUGGCCUCUCAAAAGCGUGCAGCCAUGCUCUGCAGGAAACGUUUUACUGCAGGAACGUUUAGUGACCAUAUGGUGCUUCUCAGGGCUUUCCAGGCGUGGCAGAAAGCACGCAGUGAUGGCUGGGAGAGAGCCUUCUGUGAAAAGAACUUCCUGUCUCAAGCCACAAUGGAAAUCAUUGUAGGAAUGAGAACGCAGUUGCUUGGCCAGCUUAGGGCCUCAGGUUUUGUUAGAGCCAGAGGAGGAGCUGAUAUCAGAGAUGUUAAUACUAACUCUGAAAACUGGGCUGUAGUUAAAGCUGCCCUAGUGGCUGGGAUGUAUCCCAAUCUUGUGCAUGUAGACAGAGAAAGCCUGGUUUUGACUGGACCAAAGGAGAAGAAAGUGCGAUUUCAUCCUACCUCUGUGCUUAGUCAAACUCAGUAUAAAAAGAUUCCCCCAGCAAAUGGCCAAACUGCAGCUGUUCAGGCACUCCCAACAGACUGGCUCAUAUAUGACGAAAUGACGAGAGCUCACAGGAUAGCGAACAUCAGGUGCUGUUCUGUGGUAACACCUGUCACUGUGGCACUCUUCUGUGGACCAGCUAGAUUACCAAGUAAUGCUUUGCAGACAUCUUCAUCCUUUCGAGGGGGUGGGGUAUCUAAUGAAAGCAGUGACAGUGAGAUGGAGGACAAAACAACUGCUAAUUUAUCACUACUGAAGCUAGAUGAAUGGCUCCAUCUCAGACUGGACCCUGAAGCUGCUGAUUUGCUGUUGCAACUUAGACAGAAGUGGCAUAGCUUAUUUCUGCGUCAUAUGAGAGCUCCUUCAAAGUCGUGGUCUCAGGCUGAUGAAGCAACUGUAAGAACAAUUGUAGCUGUUUUAACUGCUGAAGAACAGUCUGCAGGUUUGCAGCAACCAUCAGGAAUUGGUCAGAGACCAAGACCUGUGGCUUCUGAAGAACUUCAUUUAGCAUCUACACGGAGGUCAGGCAACAGCAGAAAAAGUGCAGCAGAAACUGAAUUCUCUGACUCCUCUAAUGCUGAAAAAGUUUUAAUGAAAUCUACACCUCCUGCACUUCACCAGGCAAAGAAGUACAAACGAAAAAAUAUUUUACAGUCCAAACAAACUUCAGAUGACAGGUCAGAUCGAUCAUCAGUGAAGUCUGCAGACAGCAGUAGCUAUCCUAGCCCUUGUGCUAGUCCUUGUUCUCCAAUAUCUGGAAAGUGUUCCAAAUCUCCUUCACCAAGACAAAAUAUGCCAGUUCGGUACUUUAUAAUGAAAAGUAGCAACUUGCAGAACAUUGAUAUUUCUCAGCAGAAGGGUAUAUGGUCCACUACACCAAGUAAUGAGCGAAAACUGAAUGGAGCCUUUUGGGAGAGCAGCAUGGUUUACUUAAUAUUUUCUGUUCAAGGGUCUGGACACUUUCAGGGUUUUGCUAGAAUGGAUUCAGCAAUAGGGUGUGAGAAAAGUCAAGACUGGGGAUCUACUGGUUUUGGAGGUGUAUUUAAGGUGGAGUGGAUCCGAAAAGAAAGCAUUCCUUUUCAGUUUGCACACCAUUUGCUCAACCCUUGGAAUGACAAUAAGAAAGUACAAAUAAGCAGAGAUGGACAGGAGCUGGAACCACAAGUUGGAGAGCAGUUGCUGCAGCUUUGGGACCAUAUUCAUUCAGCAGGAAAAAACUCAACUGAUUAAGCAUGUCAGAUAAUGUGAUGGAGCUGUGGUUGUUGGAACAUCAGCUCUAACCACAAGAACCAGCAGCGUGUCUACAAUAUAAAGAUGAGGAAGAAGGUGGCGCAACAGAUUCCUGAAGCUGCUAGUCAUACUGUGCAGCUAGGAGUGGAAAAAUAAGAGGGAAUUUUGUUGGUUUCAGUGUUUCCUAGUCUUAACAAAUGUCAAUAACAUUAUCCACCAAUCUGUUUUUGACUGAAUUAUUUUUUCUACAGUAGCAUCCAGUAGAUAUUUAAAAACAUGGUAAAAUUCAACUGAUUUUGAAACAAUGCAACACCUCUAAGUUAUUCUUGGGUUUAAAGUAGCGCAGCAGACUGUUUAAACACGCAGUUUUCAUUUAAAGACUUCUCCAGUAAAAUCCAGUAAAAUGUGUGAAAGAAACCAGUGUAAUGUUAAUUAACCAACCUUGCAGUUUGCAUAAAAGAAAUAAAUUGAGAAUAAAUAUCUCCAAAUAGAUUAGAGGAUUCCAUAAGUGUUUGUAUGGCAGUGCAAAUUUCUGUAUGACAGUGCAAAAGAGCAGGAUAUAUUCUUACAAACACUUAGACAGCUGGAGAAUAUUACUUUUUAAUUUAAAUUCAUGAGGCUUUUGAGUGUGGGUCGGUCCAGUAGUGUUUCCAGUUUCAAAUAUUUUUUGCCUUUAAGAAGUACUCACACUUGGAUAAGCUGGAACAGUCUUUCAGAGGCCUGUUGCCAAAUGGCACUCUAAUAGUUCACUAACUUGGGCAUUAUUAGAAGAUUUUUACUUCUUUUAUAAAAAAUAAAAAAUAAUUAGCACUACCACUUCUGUCAUCUUUCAGCGUAGUUCAUGCUUCCUUUCUAUACCUUGUCUUUCAAGUUCUUUUCUUUCUUCCAUACUACUGUUGUUUUGCUUUAUUUUGCUUCUCCAUAGUCUUUAACGUCCUGUACUAUAAGGCUGGUAUAAAUUCAGUCUGCUUAUUGUCAGCACUAUGUUUGUGGUCAUUCUCAGGUUAAGAGCUUUUUCUGCUCCUGAGCCGCUACUUAGUUUCUCACAGGAUGUUCUCACAGAUAUACCCUGUAUAUUUGUUCUUGCAUUCUGUGUAGUGACUCCCAUAUGUAAACUGUCGGUUUUAGUAGGUUUAGUGCCAAGACUAGCAGGGUCUAUGUAAUGCUGUAAUGCCUAAUGCAGUGUUUCUGGAGAUGGUGCACACAAGGGAGCUGUGAGGCUCGUGUUACGUUAUACAGUACUUGCAGACCUGUGCCCACAAAGAAAUCUGGGGUGUAUUGCCCUGUAUAGGAUUACGGGUCCCCAUGCACUGCAAGGACAGAACUGGCACAGAAGGAGAGCAGGGGCAGGCGUAGUGUUUGGUUAAGGAGCCUGAGGAUGGCUUCUGCAGCUUGAUGAUAAGAACAGUCCAGCCAAGGAUUUUUCAUUCCUCAAGGGCGUUGUCUGGUAUACGUCUCUUGUUUGGAGAAGAGAUUGUGCCCUGCCGCCUGAGUCACAGCCACAGUCAUGUAAUUUUUGGCAUGCCCAGAUGUUAUGUCUCACUCAGUCUUGGAGGAUUAUUUGACUUGCUCUUGUUACAACCCAGGUAAUUGUACUACUGAUCUGUAUUUUUGCCUGUACUGUUAUUUGGAGAUGAACUGUUUGUCCCUGAAGCUGUUGGUCUGGUGUUUGUAACCAUAUUCUGUGACCUGGCACGGCUGCCUUAAGCCCUUAUGCUCUGGUGUUACAAGUCAGAUGUGAUACACUGCAUCAUGGGCAGCCCUGACCCUGUAGCAGGUGCCUCAGUUGAUUACUUCAGGACUUUGCCAUGCCCAUGCAUGUCAGAUUCUACUUUGAUUAGAGCAAGUCAGAUGGAUGGAAACACAGAGUUCCCCUUAUAUCUUUUAGAGAUACUGAGUAGGAUUUGAAGCAAUGCAGUUUACUACCUACAAAAAGAUCCAUCCCUUACCCAGCAAGACCCUGGGGCUGUGAUAGAGGAGAAGGCUUUAGCCCCUGUCUGUGUUAAAAGCGAUCAGGCUAAUGUGGGGAGCAAUGCGUGAUCCUCCAGGUAACAGUAUCUGCCUGUGAAACAUUUGAUCAUUGUCUGGAGGCUGUGGAAAAGGAAAUUUCUUUAUGUAGAGUCCCAGAAGACAGGAAUAAUACUUCAUCUCAUUCAGAUUCAGACAAUGCUGUGUCAAGUUCCUCCCAGAUGGAGGACUUGGUAAUCUAACCAGUUGUUAAAACAGAAUGUGAUGCUCGACACUCUUUCACAAGCAUCUAAUAUAGCCGAACUAAGCAGGUGCUGUCACAAAUCUGUUACUGUAAACUAUUUAAGCUGGCUGGCAAAUAUGUUACACAGCAGAUGGAGGACACCAUCUGAGUUUCAGACUGGAAAGCCUGGAGUCUCACUUUGGGGUCUGGGAUCCAACUACAGUUUCCAACAGGAAGUGCACAUACUCUCUUCCAGGUGGCACUACGACAUGUUCAGAGAAUACCCCAAGAUGAUUGAGGACCCCUGGGCCAGUCCCACAGAUUUGGAUUGAGUUUGGCCAGGGUGGUCAUCAGUCAUGCUUUAGAAGUAGCACCUAUUGGCAGAGGAACAUUGUGUGGACAUUGUCCCACAUGUUCCAUAAGUGCCCGCUAAUCAAAAAAGGGUCCUGGUCCACUUGGAGCCCAUUUCAAUAGGCACUGGCCUUACAGGCACAGCAACCAACCUCACAUGGGCCCAUCUCUUACAAAAGUUAGCGUCUGGAGAACAGAUCUAGCGGACUUUUCUUGAUGCUGCUGAAGCAUUUAAAUGCUCAUCUGUAAGGACAUAAUUCUGCUUGCUUUUAAAUGAUUUGAAAGAAAAAGCUUCAAGAAGCUUCCCUCUGAUCUCUCUCAUUGGAUGAUUAGUGUUAUGGCGACCAUGCUUUCUCAGAGAGACUCCUUUAUUUUCUGCAUUGUCAUCCAUACAAAUUUAGUAGGUCUCAUCUCGUAGAAAUAAGGACAUCUUUAUGGCUAGCCAUCACUUCAGUUAAAUUGUUGCAAAAUGUCUGUACAGUUAUUUCCCGAUAGUUCUUUCUGCAGAAUCCUCUGCUCUGGUUUCAUGUUGUGUCUGUAAGACCACAGCUUUGAAUGUUUUGGAAAACCACUCCUUAAAGCCAUCAAGCACCUUCUGGUUUCCUAACCUUGUGUAUUGACAUUCUCUGUUUUCACUUUGUAUCACCUGGGUCCCCAAAGAGACAGAUCUUGGUAACCAUGUGUCUGAUGUUACCAGUAGUAUCAUCCCUCUGUGGAAGAACUUCAGGGCUGCACCUCUGUACUGGGAUUUUUAGGGACACCUCAUCUGGCUGAUCAUGACUGAGUGUGAUUAAACUCUGUGAAGUGAAAACUAAAGCAGGAUGAAGGCCACAGAAGUGGCCUUCUGUAUCUGAAAAGACAACUCUUAUCUAUGAUGACAAAUGGGAGAAAUAGCCCAUCACCAUCUUCUGUGUAACAGUAAAAAUCCUGUCUUGGAGGUUGUAAGCCAGGAAUGAUUUACUCUGCUUUAAAGUAAAUGAAGUUCUUGCAAGCUAGACUAUUGCCCAUAAACACUGGAGUGAGGAGAAAGGAAACAUAAAUGGAGGACAGCCACAGGUUUGCAAAUAUUUUUUCAUAAAUGAAAACUUAGCAGUAUUGAUUCAGGGCAAUUCUUGUCAUGUUCCUCAAUGCAGCAGGUAAGAUUUUUGCCAGUGGCUCCUGAGAAAACGCUGAGGUGUGCUGCCCUCUCAGGAACAGAUUUCUGAAAAUAGGUAAAAGUGGCAAGCUGUUUUGCCACAGACAGAAUUUGGUUCCUUUUGCUAGGAACAAAAGUAAGUUUGUUAAGUAUUUUUUAAGGGGUUUUUUUUGUUAAAUAUUUAACUUUUAUAAAAAUCUUACGUUUGUAUUGGUUAUUUGUUGCAACUACUUAUUCCAAUAUUUGCUUUUUUAAAUUUUUUUUGCCACUAUUGAACUGGUAUAAUUUUUGCUCCAUCAUCCCAACAGCUAUAAAGACAUUUCCUCUGGUCCUUGUGGGUUUAAUUUCUACUGUGAAAUUUUUUGCAGUUUCUGUCAAAAUGAAAUCACAGCUCAUAACUGGCAGAUUUCUCUGAGCUGAUUGGAUCAGUCCAUAAUUACCCCGAGGUGCUUUGUCUUUAAAGUGAAUUAGAGUGGUUUCUGCAAUUACUAAUUUUCCCCCCUUUUUUUCUCAUGUGGAGCUGAAGUGAUUGUCCCAGAGCAACCACUUUCUAGAUGUAUUCAGUCACUGUCUGAAUGACAUUAGCUGUUAAAAGAAAUUUUUGUCACUAGGCUCUCAUCUCCAUCUGUUAGAUGUAUUGGCACAGAUCAAUUAUGAUAUCUAGUAGCUUGAUCUUGGUGCCUUAAAAGAGAGACCCCAUAAAAAGGAAUCCCUGGGCAAUUAUGCACUUACAAUAUAAACUUCCCAUCCCUCGUGACAGUCCAGACCAACACCAUUAUUAGGGUCUGGAGUGUUUUUGCUCUUUGUUGCUUCACUGUUUUGUUACCAAGUGGUUGCUGUGUGGUCCUCUUCACAUCCUCUUAGGUUGGUUUUGGUAGGGGUCAGUUCUGUAGUCCAUGGUACAAUCUGGUUGUUGCAGUUCCCAGACUGUGAUCUCUGGGUUGUCCGGUCCAGCUAUUAAUUUUUAACUAAUAUUUGGGGGAUAACCAUGUCUAUUCUAACUGUUGUUAAUGUUCAUAUUGUUAGCUCCAGGUUUCACUAUGAUCCGUCUUUGACUUAGACAUACUCAACAUAUAUAGUUUAGAUAAAGUUCAACUUGUGGCUUAACAAUUCUAGCUACUUCUGUCAAGCAAGCACUUAGCUACUUUCAAAUAAUACAAAAUUUUAAGCAUUAGUAGUUUGUCUUCUGUUGCUCUACAUCUUUCUUCUAGCACUUAGCUGCACUGUUACCUUUCCUGUGGAUCGUGCUAUGUUGCUUUCAGCCAUCUCUCAGCUGUCUCUGUUCCAUCUUCUAACAGGUACCACAGGCCAGAAAGUAGGUGAUGCUGCUCUGGAUUAAAAGCUUUAUUUGUUGUUUUGAUUCUUUUGACAGAUGUUGAAAGGGUAUUACCUAGAUCAAAAGUGUAAAUCUGGGUUUAAAGACAAAUCAUGAAAGUAGACUGAGGGAAUAGCCCCAGUAGAGAAUAAAAUUUAAGAGUCCUGAAGAUAUUAAAAAGUAUGCCCAUAAUUAAAUCAGGCAAUUCAAAUUUUAUUUGUGUCAAGCCCAGAAUGAGUUUUAAUGCUAAUUUCAUACCUUGGGGAUGCGAAAUCAUUAUUUUUUGCCUUGUGUUGUAUAGUGCAUAGCUUUGAGAUUCACAAGCUGAUCUUGUAAGUUUGCCUAUGUGAGUGGUCAUAUUGCAUUUGGUGCUGUUGAUAUAUGAGCAAAGGUUGUAGCUUGAGGCUCUUAAAUAAUAUACCACUUUGUUCUAUCCAUAUGGAAUGUCUGGUGAAGCCUAGCAGCAGUCAAAUAAGAUUAAGAAAUAGGGAACAAAACACAAUUGCCAAAGUUGCUACUAUAUGAGGAUGUUCUGGACACUGGGCAGAAACUGUGAAUGAAAUUGUAUGACACAUGUAAAAUAGAUUUAAUAACUUCUGCUCUUGUAAACCAUAUUGAUAAUCUGUUUUAAAAGCAAGCUGUGUAGAAAUAGGAACUGACUCUCUGUGCACCGACAAGCUUUCUGUGAAUUUUAGUUUAUAGUGUGUCUAGUUAAGAGCACAAAACUUCCUUUCUUUGAUUGUUUUUAUGGGUCUUUUCAGAUUAAGCAUCUCUUUUCAUACUCAUGCUUCUUGUAUUAGUUUAAGUGCAGUUACUAAUGAAGGAAUCUGUCUUGCAACUCGACAAUUUCAGCAUUUCAGUGGCUGCUGCUUUCAACAGCUUAUCCACUGCUAAGUUCCAACAUGCCCUAAACCAAAGUACAAAGUAAGAUUUCAUUGCUGUAAGAGAACUGCUGUGCUCUAUUCAUAGCUUUUUUAUGAAAAUGGGAUCUACUUUUUAUUCUAGGACAGACCUAGGGAGUGGAGCAGAAGUACCAAUCUAGGAGGAAGAGAAAAGAGAAAGGGGCCACAGGACACCUCACAAACAGGCUGUGAAGCUUCCGAGAGACCCAUGGACUGAUGCUUUAGCUUAUUUUCCUGAUUACCUGGUUGAAUUUUUCUGGUUUACCUGAGUGACUGGAACUGUUAAUAUGUAUGUGGUGUAGGUUUCAUGUGUGAAUUUUGCUGGUCUUCUGUCUUCAGAGGCACUGAGAAAAUAUGUUGCAAAGUUCCAUGGCCUAGCUUGGACAUCAGAGGACUGCAGUAGCCAUAGUCAUAGUGCUCCUUAGUCUGAAGUUGAGGUAAGGUUUAGCUGCCUAGUUCUGCUUUUGUUUCUAUUUAGAGCAUUGAAGCUGGAUGAGAUCAGAAAGUGAUUAAAAAAACCACACCAUGCUGUGUUUCCCAGGUGAAGUAGACAGAAUUUGCUGUGUUGUCUCCCAGUACUCAAUUUUAAAAACUGCAGAAAACAAGCUUUUGUCAGACUGGAAACCUAAUGGGAAUGUGCCAGUUCCCAUUUAAAAGUCAGGACAAUUUUGAUUGAACAGGCACACUGUUUUAACACUCCUAGAAAGGAAAUAUUGCUGAAAAGGGGAAAUAUUAACUUCCCAGGCACAUCAUCAGUAAGUGGCAGAGCCCUGAUCUCCUAAGGUUUGUUUUAAUAGAUGUUGCUCCACUCAGUAACAAAUCAAACCAACAAAAGGUGUUGUCCAGCUUUGGUAAAUGUGGACACAAGAGUUAUAGGAAGUAUCCAUGGGUAGAAAGGUCAUACCAGUUGGUAUAAGGUGGAAGAAUGGAAGGAGAAAGUAGCUCUGUUACACUCCUGUGAACACUAAUACUACUUUUUAAAAAAAUUUAUUAGGUGAGGGGUUUCCUGAACUCUGAACAUGUCAGAGCUGUUGAAUUGUUUGUAUUCUCUGUGGUGAGACACCAGAUGAGCAGGGGUGGUACAGGAAGAAGCAUUUGCUUUGAAGGAAUACAGACAAUGGUGUCAGAAAAAAUAGGGCUCUGAAGAUCCUUCAGAGUGAAGCUAGGUGGUGCAGUUGACUAGCACAUGAGCUCUAGUCACCUGAGGACUGUUUAAAAUGAAACCUAGUUUUAUUAGCAGUUGCAAAUAAUGUGGCCUCUCCUCAGGAAAAGUAGUGAAUUAUGGUAAGGAAUUUGUAUUAUUAGCCUGCUGCUUUUUGUCUGGCAUACCCAUGAGUUUUUACUUCUCCAAAAAGGAGGAUGAUGAGAAGUGCUAGAGUGCAGGUAGAUAUUAGAAGAUAUGUCUUCAGAACUGUUAUUAAAUACUUGUUAAUUUUUUUUCUUCUCCAUGGAAAGCAGACAUUAUUAGACAAGCAAUAAUGAUAUGUUAGUUAUUAAAGGCUUUAAAUAGUAAUUUUCUUGUGUAAACAUUACUAAUUACCUGCAAGAAAUGAUGAACAUGAGGAUGGUUUUUCUAAGUAAAAAGGUCAGCUCAGGACAGGGCUCAGGAUCCAGCUUCCAGCCCUGGUGCCUCAGACUCUUGACCAGCUCUGUUACCCUUCUUUUUGUUACACCUUCUCUAUUCUUUAGCUUAGUCUAUUUAUUACCUCUUGGUCCCUCAGCACUUGAAAAAUAUAAGUCCUUGCCUAGCUGAAGUGCAGAUACCAGUAGGCUUCUCUGUAACACUGAUCUCUGCUUCUUGCUAUUUCUGUUGUCCUAAAGCAAUUUUGGUUUACUCUGUUUCAGUUGUAACCUUAAGAGUCAUCUCUUAAGAGUGCAGGAGAAAGCAGUUCCAGUGUGUCUGAAGUCAAGAAAGUGAGGCAGGCCAGCUGAGCUGAGCUGAGCAAGGAUUUUCUGCUAGAACUUAGGUGGAAAAGGAAAGUGUGUGGGCAUUGGAAACAAGGCUGGGUAACAUGAGAGUACUAUACAGGUGCUGUUCACCACUGUUGGGAGAAAAUUUUUGCAAUCAAAGCUUGGUAAGAAUUCAAAGUGGCCAGCAAUGAGAAGGAUGAUAAUAAGGUUUUUAAAGAUGUUAACAGCAAAAAGAGGAUCAGAGUUAACAUUAGUUUGUUGCUUGACAAGGUCAGACAUCUCACAAAUAGGGAGGUAGAAAAAAUGGAAACAUUUAAUGCCUUUUUCACUGAGGUUUUCUACACUAGUGCUGGGCCCUGGGAGCUCUGGAGCCUGGUGUUGGAAGACCUUGACUGGGUGGAUGAUAAACUCGCAGCCAACCCUGAGCUUGUUUAAACCUUGCUGCACCAGCUGGACAUGCAUAAAUCUGUGGCACCCAAUUGGAUUCAUCCCCGGUACUGAAAGAGCUGGACAAAGCUACUGUGCAUUCUCUUUCAAUUAUUUUUCAGUGGUCUUGGGAGUCCCAGCUAACUGGAAACUAUCAAAUAUUGUCCCAAUUUUAAAGAAGGAUAACAAGAAAGAUUCUGCUAAUUACGGGCCUGUCAGUUUCACCUCAGUACCUGGUAAAGUUCUGAGAAGGUUGUUCCUGGAGGUACUGAAAAACACUUAAGAGACAACACAAGUCAUUGACCACAGCCAGGGUUCAUGAGGGGAAGGUCCAACUUUAAUUUUCCUUUUAUAACAAGGUCACACAUCUAGUUGACCAAAGGAAGCCAAUAGAUGUGAGGUUUUUUGGUUUCAGUAAAGUUUCUGAUACUUUCUGUAAGGUCUUAAAGAGCACAGUUGCCUGUCUCAAACACUCUCCACCAGAAGGAACUUGACAUAGAUAAGACACCACAGCAGGAACUUAAGCACGAAGGGAGGAAUUUGCAACAGGAAGGUGCUAAUUCCAGACCUGGCAGAGGCAAGAUCUGAUUCGUACAUCCUGGUUAAUGCAUCUGGAAAAAAAUUCCCACUGUGGCAAACUGUAAAGGAAGCAACUGCUCAUACACACACCACCCCAAGUUAUGGGAACAGCAUCUGCAACCAUUCCAUGGAUACCUGGAACUUGGACUGUAUAAAGGUGGUACCUGUGGAAGAAAGACUCCCAGGACCCCCAUCACCAAGAAGCCCAUGGUGAAGAAAGACCAAUGGGCUGCUGCUGGAUCCAUGAGUGGUUUGCUUGACCUCUUUGUCUCCUUCUCUCCCCUCUCCUCACCUUUUCUAUUUCUUUCUAUCUCUCUAUCUCACAUUCACUGUUAAAUAAAAUCUGUAUUAUAGACUUUA